AUGUCGUCUUGGAUGGUCAAAUUGGUGACUCAAAGGAUUUUCAGAGAGUCGCACCUUAACAAAUUUGGAACUGAAGAUCCUUAUUACGAGGAAACAAUUGUUUCUUCAGGUGAUCCUACAAAGCCUGACAAGGUCAAGAAGAUACGCAAGAGAACAGCACCAAAAGGGCUUUCUGAGAACGAUGAAAAGAUCUUUAUAAAGAUCAGAAGACGAGCUUACCAUCUGGAUAUGCUAUUCAAUGUUUGUGGGAUCCGAGUGGGAUGGAAUGGGAUCAUCAGUCUGUUACCUGUGGUAGGUGAUGCUCUCUCGGUUACUUCAUCAUUGAUGAUCUACAAGAUGUUGUUUGAUCUUGACGAAAAGGUUCCGUUGACCAUCCAUGCUACUUUCCUCUUCAACAUACUGAUUGACUUUCUGAUUGGUCUGAUUCCUAUUGUUGGUAGCAUAGUGGAAAUUGGAUACAAGGCCAAUAGCAGAAACUCGUUAUCCCUUGAAAAGUAUUUGGAGAAAGUUGGAGCAAAAAACCUCAGCCAAUUGCAAAUGUUAACGGAUCCUAGUAAUAGAACCAACGUGAACGAUUCUGCUUUCAAGAAGAAGUCCGGAUUUGGAUCUAUUUACAACAAGUUCCGCAACCAGAUUGCUCCAAAUGAGGCCCCAGCCCAAUCCGGUGUUUCUGACAACAGAAGCGUCAAGUCAAUUUCGUCUGCGAUCCCACACAAUCGUAAAAAGAGCUUUGAUGAACUUGAUCCCCAAGAGGUCAUUCAGAGACACAGCUUGACUGCGCACGAGCCAAUCACGAAUGAGAAGGCAAAAUUCAACAGGUAG
Molecule: messenger RNA, 822 nt
Organism: Kuraishia capsulata CBS 1993
Lineage: Eukaryota; Fungi; Ascomycota; Pichiomycetes; Pichiales; Pichiaceae
Exons: 2
Coding region: 1-822 (273 amino acids)
Source: RefSeq, a predicted model, not a curated record